AUGUCAGAUCAUUCUCAUCAGUUUGGUCAUUCUAAAUUGAAUGAAGAUAAUAAUAAUCAACUGCAUACGCAUUCGGAUUAUAUAUUUGCACCACCACUUCGUGCCACGCAUCACCAACCACAACCACAACAACAACAACAACAACAACAACAACAACAACAGCCAUUAACAAAUCAUCAGCAUGCUCAAACUCACAUCUAUCAGCAUCUUCGACUGCAUUCGCAACUGCAUCUCGAACACCCAAGUGUUAUAUCUUCAACUAUCGACGGUAGUGGAGGAAGUAGUACAAUCACCCAAGACAGUUUAAAUGAAGAAAACAACCCCCCCAAUUAUGCCGCUCCCGGUUUAUCUACCACCAAUUUAACUCCGAAUUCUACUACACUUUCUACUCCGUUAACAACGGUAAAUCCAAAGAAAAGAGUUAGAGUUUCAAAAGCUUGCAAUUUCUGUAGAAAGAAAAAAAUCAAAUGUGAUGGUGGACAACCUUGCUUGAAUUGUCGGCAAUCCAAUAAUAAUGAUUGUUAUUAUUCAUCUGAUUCUGAAAGAAAAUUAAAAAGUCAAAAAUCUUUAACCAAUAGUACAAUAUCGGCAUCAUUAAAUGCGUCAUCCACAAAAAAUUCGUCAAAAAAUGAUAUUCGAUCGUUCCAAAACAUAGAUUCGAGAUUAAAUAAGAUAGAGAGUGUUUUGAUAGAUCUACUUGGAGAAAUAAAAUCUAAUAAAUAUGACAACAAUACUAUAGUUUCUAAAUCCAAUAGUCAUAAUAAUACAACAAACCGUUCAAUUAACGAAAUACAAGAAGAAAGUGAAGAUUUAGAUGAAGAAGAUACAAAUAAUAAUAAAGCAGCAAAUCCUGAAGCGAAAUCGAAUUUUUUUGGUAGUCAUUCUGUUGCUGAUAUAUUUUCGGAUAAAUCAAUUGAUUGGAUUUUUGGUUCGAUCGAUGAAAAUUUGAAUUCUGAAAUAAUCUCAAUUCAAACUAUUACAAAAAUAUUUGAGUUCUAUUCAUCAGCUUUUUUGGAUUCAAUUUGUCAACCAAUCAAAGUUGGUUUAAAGAAUAGAACAGACUUGUUGAGCAAUACAUUUGCAAAUUUUGAUAUACCAAAUGAAAUUUUAUCACGUUUUGACGAGGUAUUUAUGUUGAGUUAUGUUUGUGAUAAAAAGUAUGUUAAACAAUUAUUUGAUAGAUUCUUCAUAAUUAAGAAUAGUAAUAAUAAUAAUAAUGAAGAAAUAGAAAAAGACAAAAUUAAAAGUAACUUUUCGUGGAGCGAGUUAAUGAUAAUGAGUGUUUCAAUUGCAUUGUGUAUAUCUGCAAUAAUAGAUGAAAGAAAUGUUACUAAAAUGAAGAAAAAUAACGGUCCAAAUAAGAAUUCAAAAAUUUUGAAUUCAUUAACCGAUCAAGAAUUAAUUGAAUAUGAUUCAAAGCUUUUUUUUUCAAUGCUAUUUUAUUACAGUAGAUUAUGCAUGUACGGUGAAGGAAUUAGAACAGUUCAAGCAUUAGUUCUUUUUGUAAUUUACAUAGAAUGUGUUAUUUCAUCAGUUAAAACAAAUUUCAUUCCAAUUUCAGUGGCAAUAAGGUACUCAUUAGAAUUAGGUUUACACAGAAACGAAACUUAUGAAGGAUUGAGUUGGGAUGAACAACAUUUAAGAAAAAUAUUAUGGUGGUUUUGUGAGAAUUAUGAUAGUGAUUAUGCUUUUAGACAAGGAAAGCCGCUAAUUUUGAGAGAUGAUGAGGUAUCAAGUUAUUCAGAAAGUGAUGUUAUUACACGAGCUGUAAUUAGAUCUAAUGCAGAUUUAAUAAAAUCAUUAAUGAAUAAAGACUUAAUAUCCAAAAAGAAAGAUACUUUAUUGAUUAAUAACAUUAAUGAAACAAAAGCAAUCUACAGACGUAUCUCAUAUGUGAUGUUUUUUUUAGGUAAAAAUAGGAUCAAGUCUUAUGAGUUACUAUAUUCUGCAAAAACUUAUAAGGAGAAAUUAUCUGUACUAUUGAAUCAUCUUACAGUGUUGAACGAAGAUAUGAAAUGGAUCGGUGAGUUAAUAGAGGAGCCAUUAAUUGUCAGAUUUUACGAUGAUCCAAAGUUCAUAUUCAAACCCAAAAAUAGAGUCAUUAAGAUUAUAGAAAAUCUUGAAUUAGGUUAUGAAAAUAUUGUCUAUUUGAAUUUGAGUUUUUUUUUACAUUUAAUGACAAUUAAUAGAGUUGCUUUACAAGAUGUCAAACCAAUUGAAGAAAAUAAAUCAAUUAUUAUAAAAUGUGAAAAAUUUAAAUUAAUAUCGAUUAAUUGCGCAAGAACUAUAUUUCAAAUUGUUAAAGGAUUUGACACAAAAUUAAUGUAUUUUUCAAAUUUUAGUUAUUUUUUAUUUUAUCCUUUUCCUGCUUUUUUACAUUUGGGUGGAUUGAUUUUGGAAGAUGUUGACAACAGCAUAUAUUCUAAUGAUAUAAUAACUUUGAUCGAGGUUAGUAUGAAUUAUUUUAGUUAUAGAAAUUACACUCAUAAUAAGUCGGUAAAAAUUAAAAGAAAUUGUAUUAGACAAAUCCUUUAUGAUUUUAUAACUAGAAUUGUACUAAAAAUGUUAAUGAAAAAAUUGAAUCCUGAAACAUCGGCUAAAAUAUUUGCUAAAUUUAAAAACUUAAAAAAGCAUUUGGAUUUAUACUCGUCAUUUCCAGAGUUUUAUAAAAACCCUGAACAAUUGGGUAUUGAUAUAAAAGCUGCUACUGACGUGUUUAAAAAGUGGUUUAGGCCUUAUGAAAAUUUGAAUAACUCAAAAAAUGCUAUAAUGGAAAGAAAAAUUGAUUCAAUCUUAAAACAUGCUAUAUCUCAGUCAUUAUCGACACAAGUGAGGUCCCAAGAAUAUGAAGAUCAUGUAAACCAGGAGAAUUAUUAUCAACAACAUCAACAACAAACAUACAAUUCUGAAUUUGGAAUAACACUGGAAUCAUCUUCAUCAAAUUCUGCUGGUCCUCCAUUACAUAUAUUCAAAUCAAAUUCUCAGCAGCAAGGACAAUCAUCGUCUUCUUCUGUGUCGGCAGAUCCACAAGCUUACCAAUCAAAUUAUAAUCAAUCUCAGUCUCAUAAUGCUACUCCGCAACUAUCGAAUCAAAAGCUGCCACAAUCAGUAUCGUCAGAAUCAUCCAACAUAUCUAAUUUUCCGCCAAAAGGCUCGGCAAAUCUACAACAGGGUGAUUUUCCAAAUUUUCUGAUGUAUUGA
Molecule: messenger RNA, 3201 nt
Organism: Insectozyma verbasci
Lineage: Eukaryota; Fungi; Ascomycota; Pichiomycetes; Serinales; Debaryomycetaceae
Source: the annotation of a GenBank genome assembly